Molecule: messenger RNA, 797 nt
Organism: Acanthoscelides obtectus
Lineage: Eukaryota; Metazoa; Arthropoda; Insecta; Coleoptera; Chrysomelidae
Source: the annotation of a GenBank genome assembly
CAUGUGGUACAGUACUUUUCAAUAGGAAAAAUAUUCCAGUGAUGAAAGCGGAUAAGGAACUGAAACGUGGGGACACCAACUGGAAAAUAAGUGACACUGGUUUGUCAAUUUUCAAGUGGAAAGACAAAAGAUGUGUACAUCUGUUAUCAAACUAUCACGAUCCUCGAAUUUUCUCAAUCGUGAGGAGGAAAUCACGAAAUGGGCAAAUCGAAGAUGUAAAUUGUCCCCGUAUUUUAUUGGACUACAAUAUGAAUAUGGGAUUUGUGGAUAAAUUGGACCAACUUAAAUCUAACUUUGGACUAGAUCGAAGAAGUCAUAAAUGGUGGCAUCGUAUAUUCUUCCAUUUCAUUGAUAUUUGUGUAGUCAACUCAUAGAUACUUUAUAAAUUAAAUCGGCAACAGAUAUCUCACAAAGAUUUUAGAAGGGCUGUGGACUAGUUGCUGAGAAACUGGUAGACCUUAAAACCACUAGGGAUAGUUCACCGCUAUGCAUUAAAAAACACAAGUCAACUGUAUCCUCGGAUAUUAGAUUGGAAGAAAGAAGCACCGAAAGGCAUUGUGCAGUACGUAGCACUAAGCAGAUGCAGAUACAGACAGAGUGGUCCUGUUCAGGGUGCAAGGUACCUUUGUGUUUGUCAAAGUCCAGAACAUGCUUCCAACAAUAUCAUCAAAAGUGAAAAUAACUUUCAGGCGUAGAGCUACAAAAUUUGAGGCACAGUGGUACAUCAUUGAUACCACCCCCCCCCCCCCCCCUCCACUUUACUGAGCCUAGGAUUAAGUUUAAAAAAUCGUUUCGAG